Colletotrichum truncatum is the source of this 117-nucleotide messenger RNA. RefSeq lists its product as uncharacterized. The record is from RefSeq and is a predicted model, not a curated record. NCBI's taxonomy places the organism in Eukaryota, Fungi, Ascomycota, Sordariomycetes, Glomerellales, Glomerellaceae.
AUGGCAUCUUCAAAGAAGCUAGUGUGCAUAAAAUUAUAUGGUACUGCUCUUCAUCGCGUGGAAGGGGCACGCGAGCAGCCGGGUGGUUCACACACUACCUUGACGACCAUGGUAUAA